AUGGUACACAAAUAUGCAAUCAAUGAGAAACCAAUUGCGGUUGUAGAUGAUCAAGUGGAAGUAGGCGAGGAGUACUUGAUCUACCCAGGGAACAGAGAAAAGCAUAAUUUUAAGGUUCGGGUUGGUGGACGAGAGAAGACUGACGGCCUAGAACCCAAGAGACUCGGAAGACAGGCCAAUGGUGAUUCGUAUACUAGAGUGAUCACAUCAGGCGAGCUAUGGUUAUCCGAUGAUGACUCAGACAGCGACGAAAUCCUGCAGGACUACUACAUUCCCGUUGAGGUGUCACUUUACGGAAGUGACAACACCAUUGAAAUUCCGGACCAAAAUCGAUUUGCAGUUAUGGACUAUCUCAACAAGCUUGGUCCAACCAACGUGACACCAUCGCGAAACACCCCCCAGUCUGAAAAUUCAGGCAACAAUUUUGUUAUUAGAAUGAACCAAGAUAGUCCCGAAAACCAGAGUGAUUUUUACUCGUCCCUUGAGGAGACUCGAAUUUCAAGGACUUCCGAAAAGACCAUUAAUGGCAUCGUCACCUCCACUCCAAUUUUCGGUGGACACGUACGAGCAAAGUGUGUGCUCGAUGAUUGUCGCUGGAUUGAGCUCGUAGUUGAGCUCGGUCCUCUCUACGGUCCGGAAAGGCCAAACGGGAACUCCAUCGUUAGCGAUGGUAGAAGCAGCAUUCCAAUGCGAGCCUUAUCUACGGCAAGCGAGGAAUCUGCAAGAAACGCGGAGCCCAAAACGAAUUCAGUGGUUCCCACGGCAAUGGCACGACAAACUCCCGUGAAUGUGCCUUGGCAAACCUCACUAGGCACUCGUCGGACCUUCACCCAACCGCCUUCGGAUACUUCGGAUGGAACAAUUUCUUUAAAUUGUGACAAUGCAGCGUCUCCAACUGUCUGGCCCUCAAAACGAGUGACCCCUGGUGGAAGAUGCGCCAGACCUGUCCAGCUUUCAGAAAAGAAGACCAUAAUUAUCGAUUUGGGACACUACUUCAUCCGUGCAGGAUUCCUAAGAACACAACCCGCUAAACCAGACAUCUGUCUGCCCAACGUUAUCGCCGGCGACUCACCGUCGGAAAUAGCGGUGGGCGAAGACGUGCUGCGGAAUGUGGUGCUGGGAAACCACGUCCAGGGCUACCAGUCACCUAUCGUUUUCCCACUACGACAAAAGCAGAUUACGGGACCAACUUACUUCGGUGGCAUCCCCACAGAAAAGUACAUUUUGCGAGAAAUAAUCAAGAGACUGAAGGUAGAUCCAAAGGAAUACAAGGUUCUCAUCUGCCUGCCGACGCGGGCAUCGGCGCUUCGUACGGGCUUGUUCGAGUUCCUUCUGGGCCCCGCUUCGGUGGCCGAGGAGUUCGGCGGGGUGAACGCCGUGGCCACCAUCUCCGCGUUCCGCGCGGCACUUCAAACCGCCAAGGCGCCCACCUGCCUCGUUGUCUGCAUCGGUGCUGACCUCGAAAUCGUGCCCAUCGUCGAAGGGAGUCUUGUGGAGAAAGGGCGGUCAAGUGUUGUUCUUUACGGUGAACACGCGUUAAACGCGAUGCUCAUGGAUGUUGUGGAGGCGGGAAUCGACUUGUCUCCAGAGGAAAUUGCAUGCUAUGGGCCAUUCAUUUUCCAAAAGGUGAGGAUCCGGUACUUAUUCCAGAUCCCAUCCAGGAAACUGUACAUACCAGCUGAGCUGCGCCAACGCGCGACCGAGGGCAUGCUGAGGCCCGAACAGAACCUCCGCUUCGACGGCAACUCGCCGUCGCUGAAACGGCUUCUCAGGAAGGCCGUCAAGGCCUGUGACUUCGACUUCCGACACACCCUGUGCUCCAACAUCCUUCUCAUGGGUGACUUCGCCAGCAUCGAAGGUCUGCGGGUGAGGGUAGCAGAGGAGGUGCAGAGUUUCCUACCGAGAGGCGUGAGCGCGCCCAGAGUGCGGGUCGCGCCAAGCGCCGAAGAAGCCGUCUACGACGGGGCCUGCCUGCUCAGCGCUCUGCUCCAGGGACCGCGAGCGCCCGCCUGCCCCUGGUUCCGCUUCCUCGACGCCCACGACUGGGCGCGCAUCAGGGCGGACACGCUGUCCAACGGCAAGAGCACACACACCCGCCUCCUGCAACGACUCAAUGAGGAGUCUAUUUGGCCGUGA
Molecule: messenger RNA, 2136 nt
Organism: Mesocestoides corti
Lineage: Eukaryota; Metazoa; Platyhelminthes; Cestoda; Cyclophyllidea; Mesocestoididae
Source: the annotation of a GenBank genome assembly